AUGGCAGCACAUCACCCACAGUGUCAAAAGCAGGUAGAACCAACCUUGACGAAACAAGGACAGAGAGACCUUCAGAGGGUGCCCAUGGCAGACAACAUCAAAGUGGUGGGCGAGCUUGGGGACGUUUCUGACGACCAAGGGUUCAUCCACCUGAACAUCGAGGCAGACUUCAUCAUCUUCAGCCCCAAGAGAGGGAAAAAACUGGUGGGUGCAAUUAAUAAAGUGGCCCCGAGUCAUACUGGCUGCCUGACACAUGGAUGCUUCAAUGCUCCUAUCCCUAAACCUGAACAAAUGUCGAUCGUGCAGUGGCAGGUGCUGGGGUGGAAAAUAGGGGAUGAACUGAAAUUUCAAGUAUUGCAUUGGGAUUCUGACGCAGUUGGGGUGCUCUUCAUUCGAGGAGGACUCACUAAGAGCAGCAUGAGGCCAAAAAAAUCUGAGACCAUCACUGACAGUACAAGCAGAGAUGAAAUUCCAAAGCUUGACCACCAGGAAAAUAGCUUCAAUGACUCUGAGGGAGGAGGUAAUGUCACAGAGCAGCCUCUAGGUGAGACAGAUAACACUGGGAGGGAAAAUGGAGAAGAGCAGAAUGUUGAUGCUAUGAAUGGAGUAUGUGAUGAUAAAAACAAGAAGAAAACCAAAAAACAUAAGCAAGAAGAACAGGAACAUGUAUUGCCUACCAGUGACUCCAGUGGUUACCAAAGUGACCAUAAAAAGUCAAAGAAAAAGAAAAGAAAGCAUUGCAAUGAAGAAGGUGAAAUAUCUCAGACGUCACAGACAAGGGACUGA
Molecule: messenger RNA, 786 nt
Organism: Cuculus canorus (common cuckoo)
Lineage: Eukaryota; Metazoa; Chordata; Aves; Cuculiformes; Cuculidae
Product: DNA-directed RNA polymerase I subunit RPA43-like
Biological process (GO): DNA-templated transcription initiation
Cellular component (GO): RNA polymerase I complex
Source: RefSeq, a predicted model, not a curated record